GCUAAAGUUGUGCUUUUUAUAAGAAGAAAAGCACUUCUUCUCCAUCUUUUGCAGCUUCGUAUAUUUUUUGUGUAGGGUACGUUAAAUUAGUGGUAAAGAAACAGAUUUAGUGUAAUUAUACCAUGCGAACGCUUUUCUGACCCGCUUGCAAUUUUGCAUUUUGGUGGUGGUGAACGAAACAUAAAACUGUUAUUAGAGUCAUUCAAUAGUUAGUACACAGUGGACCUGACAUUCAUUUAUAUCUACAAAUAUGUUCAUUUGGGAUUGGUUUGCAGGAGUUUUAAAUUAUCUUGGUCUUUGGAAAAAGAGUGGUAAACUCUUAUUUCUUGGUUUAGAUAAUGCAGGCAAGACUACAUUACUUCAUAUGCUCAAAGAUGAUCGACUAGCUCAACAUGUGCCUACAUUGCAUCCAACUUCAGAAGAACUUUCCAUUGGAAAUAUGAGGUUCACAACAUUUGAUCUCGGAGGACAUCCCCAAGCUCGAAGAGUUUGGAAAGAUUAUUUUCCUGCAGUGGAUGCAAUAGUAUUCCUUGUUGAUGCAAGUGAUAGAUCACGAUUACCAGAAUCAAAAGCUGAAUUUGAUGCACUUUUAACUGAUGAACAACUUAGUUCAUGUCCAGUUUUAGUGCUAGGUAAUAAAAUUGAUAAACCAGGUGCAGCAUCAGAAGAUGAACUUAGAAAUUAUUUCAACCUUUAUGGUCAAACAACAGGAAAGGGAAAGAUUUCUCGCAGUGAAAUACCUGGUCGUCCAUUGGAAUUAUUUAUGUGUUCAGUGUUGAAAAGACAAGGAUAUGGUGAAGGUUUCCGUUGGCUUGCUCAGUAUAUUGACUGAAUGCAUACAAUAAUUUAAAUACUCAGAUUUGUGGCAGUUUAUUACAUUUCCCUUUCCUCUGAUUCAUAUUGGAUGUUAGUACUGAAGUGUAUUGUUAUCCUUUAUGUGAAUUGUGCAGUAGGAAAGGAGUAUCAAUAUAUAAACUGCAAUAACAGAUUCAGAACAGUGCAAAUAAGUAAAACAAAAACAUCCGAAAAAUACAAUUUGACAAACGUGAUAGAAUUAAUUUCUUUCAUUUUAAUACAUGGAGCCUACAAUCUAUAUAAAUUAUUUUAAUUCCAUAUAAGAAAGAGUUCUGUGAAUUUCUGUCAUUUGCAAAUCAUAUUAUGGAAGUACUUGAUAUAAUAAAAAUAAUAAACGUUUUGAUAAAUAAAGUAAUAAACUAUUUAAGAAUUUUAA
Messenger RNA from Apis mellifera (honey bee), 1231 nucleotides. RefSeq names its product GTP-binding protein SAR1 (gene Sar1). The transcript is spliced from 6 exons. Gene Ontology annotation, cellular component: endoplasmic reticulum exit site; COPII vesicle coat. The coding region runs from base 251 to 832 and encodes 193 amino acids. Gene Ontology annotation, biological process: membrane organization; vesicle organization; endoplasmic reticulum to Golgi vesicle-mediated transport. Gene Ontology annotation, molecular function: GTPase activity; GTP binding. NCBI's taxonomy places the organism in Eukaryota, Metazoa, Arthropoda, Insecta, Hymenoptera, Apidae. The record is from RefSeq and is a predicted model, not a curated record.